CGGGCAACGUGUUGCAGAGUCUGCAUAGUCAGUCAGCUAGAACUACUCGUUCGCCUCUACGGAGCUGCUGCUGCUGCUGUUACUGUUGCUGGCGAUGACCUUCCCAGCAUAUAUGCGUACUCCCCGUAAUGGAGUUGCGCAGCCAUCACGACCGCCGCUGGUGCUUGUGCCACUGGCGCUGCUGGACGCUUACCUCCUAACUUGAGAGAUUUUGCCCACUGACUCGAGGCUAUAGGCAUAUUCGCCUGAGCAGCGUGAGCAGGUGCGCCAGCUCCUCGAGUCGGGACGUGACGAGGAGUCCAUCGAGAAAGAGACGGGCGUAAGCGACCGCACGAUCCGACGAUGGAAACUCGAACUCGAGAGGACGGGCAGAAUAGGGAAACCGCCGGAAGCGCGCACUGGCAGACACCGAGUGCUAUCUGUGGAAAUCGAGCAAGCACUCCUCGACCAUGUGAGGGACAAUCCUAGUCUGACGGUCGACAACAUGUUAUGGUGGCUUUACGAUCAGUACGAGAUCGUCGUUGGUACCAGGACUAUCCGCCGAGUGUUUGAGCGGAAAGGGGACAAAGUGCGGAUCAAAGGUAGCAAAAAGAAGAGCAACGCGAAUGACAAGGAAGAGGACGAGGAGGACGAGGCAGACACCUCCAAGGACAACGUCAGCACAACAAUCUCUCCAAUGCAGUCGCAACAUCCUGCUCAUUACCAGAGCCCGUACGCACCCAUGGCGACACCACAACAGGCCGUCAAUGCCGAACAGCAACUUGCGCAGGCUCUUCAACAGCAGACGCAACAGCAGACGCCGGCGCCGCGCCAAUCUUCGUUCACUGCGCCAAUGCCGAUAACCAACAACGCUGCCGCGAAUGACGACGGCGAAGAAGACGAAGAGACUCUGCAGCUGCAACUGCAGCAAAUUGAGCUGCAAAAGCGCGAAUUAGAAGUGAAGCUGAAACUUCGUCGCAUACAGAGCGGCAAGAACACGCCAGCUUCGGCCUCUCGGAAAGCCAGCACGACGGCGUCGAGCACUAGUACUCUCUACAACCCGAAUCUGGUGGUGCCUACGCCCCCCAAGCGCGACUCUCGUAGCAAGAAGAAGAUUGAGGAGUCGAAGCGCCGCACGGCCGAACGACAAGAACGCAUGCUUCGUGACUUGGAACGUCGCUCCCGCAGACGAGACCACCUCACGGCAGAAUGGGUGCAGUCGAAAGACAUUUGGCCUCUCCGCGCCCAGAGUAUCCUGGCUGACCUGAUGCAUCAAUAUGGUUGCUAUACCUUUGCGCAGAACCAGGGCGAGAUCUUUGAGACGAUGUACCGCGAACUGUAUGCGCUGGUGGAUCAUAGCAAGAAUGAUUGGGUGCCACAGAUUCACGAUGAGCUCUUACGGGAGCGAAUGAAGAGGAAGAUGGGACAAUUGCGGACCAAAAUGCAGAAAACGGGCGAAAUCAUCUCCCGCACAGAUGGCUAUGGCGGCUUCACGAAAAGCGACAGCUACACGGGUGAACAAGCUGGUGCGGCAGAACACGGAGACGAGUCGGAAUUUGUUGGCGAUGCACCCGACUUUGGACAGCAAGCCGACCAGAGUAAUGUUGGUUAUGCCAGCACGGAUCAGAACAACAGCUUCGCUCAUCAGCAACCCGUGCAGCAGUCGUACGAUCAGCAAGUGCAGCAGCAGGCGGGUGCUGUUCCUGAAGCGCAGCUGCAAGACCAGAUGCAGUAUGAGGCUGUUCCAGAUCACGGCAUGCAGCAUAUCUCGUACACACACAACAUGAUGGGCAACCAAGGCCAGCCGCAAUAUCCGGGAAUGCACAUGGAAGGCAUGAUGCCGUAUGGUAACAUGAAUGGCGGCAUGGGUUUAUGAAAAGAAGGAAGAGAUUGAUCCGCCAUGACGAAAAUGAUGAAAACGUGGGCAUAUUGCAAGUGUUCGGCGUGAGUUCUUUGCACGGUGUUUUGGGAUAUGGAUGGCGCCUGGGAGGGAGCAAAUUGAAUUCACAAGAUACCACUUCUGCAGCUCUUGCAUGCUUGCUUGACCUGUAAUAAUGGACAGGCACAGAAAGGCGUUUGUUUGAUUGAAUGAUUGAUUGGG
Molecule: messenger RNA, 2080 nt
Organism: Sphaerulina musiva SO2202
Lineage: Eukaryota; Fungi; Ascomycota; Dothideomycetes; Mycosphaerellales; Mycosphaerellaceae
Exons: 1
Coding region: 485-1855 (456 amino acids)
Source: RefSeq, a predicted model, not a curated record